AUGCUGUCUGUAAGGGCAUCGGACGGCAUAACAGAGGAGCCAACCGACACAGGGGAAGAUUUCAGCAUCACAAUCGACGCCGAAAACCCCGAGGUGGCUUUCGACCCCCCUGAGGCUCACCAGGUGGCGUCCCCGGGGGAGGUGUCGGCCACGCAGCCUUACAUAGACCCUGCUACGCCUCUGCAGGUGAAGGCGUACGUGGGAAUCACCGCUUCCAUACCCUGCAUUGUCAACAACCUCGGACAACGCUCAGUCACUCCAGGUAUCCUGGGUCCGUCACCGCGACAUCCACGUCCUGACGGUCGGCCGCUUCACCUUCACCAACGACGACCGCUUCGUAGCCCUCCACGAGGACGGCAGCAACGCCUGGAUACUCAGCCUCUGAAGUCUCCAACCACUAAUGACUCGGGAAUAUACGAGUGCCAGAUCAACACCAAACCAACGCUCUCCCAGAUGAUAACACUCGACGUGGUUGAACCGCAAGCAAUAAUCACUGCGGGUCGAGAGUUGUACGUGGAUGCCGGUUCAUCUCUGAGCCUCACCUGCCAGAUCGUCAACGCCCCAGCUGCUCCCGAGUUCCUUCUCUGGUACCACGAACAGCAGGUAGCUAAUUAUGUAGAACACGUGCACGUCGACACAAACCACGUGAAUGGGACUACAACCAGUACUCUCGUGCUGGACGAAGCUCGUGUGCAUAACUCUGGGAAGUACACGUGCAGCGCCUCCAAUGCACGGGAGGCUUCCAUCAUGGUGCACGUACUCAGCGGGGAGGAGCCGAGAGCGAUGCAGACCAACGGCGCCGGGAUGGAGCUCCUGCCCCUCCCCCCCUCCCCCCUCCCCUUCCUGCUGACGGGUCUCUGCUGGCUGCUGCUGCUUCCCCUUCUGCUGCCCGUGUCGGCCGCUGCCUUCCCCUCGGCCUUCGCUGUGUUCGUGACUUUAGAGAUGAUUUAUAUUAUCCCAAAACUUGUAAUAUAAAUUCUUGAAGAGAAAACAGAUUGUGUGUUUUUUCCGUGUCUCUUCUUGUAUUUUUUUGUGUUUUUUUGUGUUUUUUUUAUAAUAAAACUAUAUAUUCUUCC
Molecule: messenger RNA, 1076 nt
Organism: Penaeus chinensis
Lineage: Eukaryota; Metazoa; Arthropoda; Malacostraca; Decapoda; Penaeidae
Exons: 8
Coding region: 1-975 (324 amino acids)
Biological process (GO): synapse organization
Cellular component (GO): neuron projection membrane
Source: RefSeq, a predicted model, not a curated record